GUUGCAAGUUGCACUGAACUUCUUUUUGUUGUUGUUGCAGCCCACCUUCCUUCGCCAGUCCAUCUAUCCCUCCACGACCCAUUCAUCCCCGCUGCACCGAUCCGGCCAGCAGAUACAAUGCCACCCAAGUCAGCGGCCUACCUGCAGUUCCUGCAGUCGCCGAGCACUGGCGUGCUGGCGAGCGAUGCCUCGAUCAACUACAUUACCACGACCACACAGAUCAGCGAGCCCACAGCCAUCCUCAAGCAUCUCGCCGCGCAGGCCAAGCAGGUCGUGAAAAAGGAGGAGAAGGUGCUGUCCACCAUUGAGGGCGACGAUGGCUGCUGUAUCGAGACGCAGACAACACUGAGCUUCCGUAUGGGCGGCGGCGCCUUCCUGCCUGGCAUGGACUCCAAUAUGCUGGACGAGCGCGAGGUGACGUUCCCGCUCACCCAUGUGGUUACCUUCCACGGCGACAAGAUCCAGCAGAUCCGCCAGUACUGGGACCAAGGGACACUUCUGAAGCAAGUCGAGGCCAUUGGCAAGACUGGUCGCAACUGGCCCAUUCGCGACGGCAAAGACCAGGUCAAGGCAGUUACGACCAGCAUCAAGACCGCCACGCCGUCUGGCGCAUCCAGCGCGCGAGGUGGCAACGGCAGCCGCAAUCCACACGAUGUGGUUGUCAACGCCCACCAGAAACGCGACAGUGUCUCCGUGACGCGUGAUCCGCAUGCAAGCCUGUCGUUGUUCGCCGAGCGAGACCCUAAUGAGGGCACCAGUACCUACAGUGGCCCCAAGUACGAGCCGGUCAAGUCGGCGAGACCGGCUCCUCGGGACCUGGGCGAGUUGUUCACAAAUGAGGAGCAGGAGAGCAACCCAGUGCGCUCUCAGUCGCCUCACAAGGAGCACGGCACCAUCCUCAAGGCGGGUGCUGGCAAAGGCUUCAAAGAGAAUCGGCUGUUCGAGAGCCGGGAAGAAUUGGAACCCCCACAGUCACCUGAGCGCAAGAAGACUUACACCAAGAAGUACGAACAUUUCGACUUCGGCGAUGGCGAGGACGCUCCUCAGGGUGGCCACGGUGGACAUGCACGUGCAAAGAGCAAGAAUGCGCAGGACAAAUCGGGACCGACAUUCAGCUUUGAGGACUUCGCGACACCGCCGAAGCACAUCGAGAAGAACCGACCGGACUACGAGCGUCAUUGGGGUGCUGGUGUUGAUGAGGAGGAUCCUGAAUCGCCACCGAAGCGUCCUGUCGUGCACCAGCCACGCAAAGACGCAGAACCACACUGGGAGCUCAACGACGAAUCACCUGCUCCUGCAAAGGCCAAGUCUUUCCAGAGACAGAAAGGGCUUGGGCUGUACGGAGAUCCUCUGCACGCCGACGACCGAGUACAGAAACCUGCUCAAAAGCCCAACGUGAACAACUCUCGCCGCGAAGACGAUUUCGAAGCGCACUACAGCUUUGCAGAUGAGUCCCCUGCGCCCGUGAAGAAGAUUUACAAGACAGCUGGUGAUGGUAUGGGCUCGCGCUCCGAUGGCAACUUUGCGGAUGGGUCGACUGCGUCUGGGAAGAAGAUUUACAAGACGGCUGGUGAUGGCAUGGGCUCGCGCUCCGGAGGCAGAUCUUGGGGAAUUGGUGAUGAAUCUGAUCCUGAGGUGGAUGCUGAAGUCCGCCCGACCGCUAGAAGCAGAGGACAGCGUUCGCAGGCACGAUCAGGCGCCGACCCCGACUUCUGAGAUCCCAGCGGGUGAUCAGAUCGAAUACCUGUACCGUGAACGAUCUUCAAUAAAGGCGAAUAUCGUGUCUUGCGGCACCACACGCGCUUUGGCCCAAACUGGAAAUCCUUUUCGUCACUGUCGACAUGUAUCAGCACUGUUGGCUUAAGAUUGGGCUGAUAUUGAAAGCCGUUCUUUGAGCCGGAAGAAGGAAGAGACGUCGUAUCAACGGCAGGUGCAUCUUGUAUUCAGCUCACUUGAAGCGAAGAAAUGAGUCUAUCGUCGAGUUAUACUUGCUUGGCAGAGCUCUCAUUCAGUCCAUAGUCUUGACAGCUUCUAGUCGUGCCGUAUCUCGGCCAUAGGACAUAUACCCAAACUGUUUCUCUUUCAGAGCAAAUCAUAGCA
Molecule: messenger RNA, 2100 nt
Organism: Cercospora beticola
Lineage: Eukaryota; Fungi; Ascomycota; Dothideomycetes; Mycosphaerellales; Mycosphaerellaceae
Source: RefSeq, a predicted model, not a curated record